AUGGGUCUCGUCGGGCACGUCGUUGGCGGAGCCGUCUUUGGACUCACCGCCCGAUUCUACCAACUCGGAAUCCUUCGCCGCCCAAUGCUCUCCAAUCCAGCAGGGCAUGUCGCAUGCAUGGGAGUUUUUGCUGGAGCGGGAUACUUCUGGUGGCAGGCGACAUUACACAUGAGGGGGUUGCUAGCAGAGAAAGAGGCGCAGUUGCGACUGCGACGUGAAAUCCAGCAGAAAACUGGCGAGGUCAUUCUAGAGCAGGCGCUCGGCCAAACUCCUUCGUCGGAGGCAUCAUAA
This is a messenger RNA of Mycena indigotica, 291 nucleotides long. RefSeq lists its product as uncharacterized. The transcript is spliced from 2 exons. NCBI's taxonomy places the organism in Eukaryota, Fungi, Basidiomycota, Agaricomycetes, Agaricales, Mycenaceae. The coding region runs from base 1 to 291 and encodes 96 amino acids. The record is from RefSeq and is a predicted model, not a curated record.